UAUAUAGAAAGGCAAUUUUAUCACCCCCGUCUUUGCUUCUUUGUUAUUUGCCGCCGCCGCUUCCUCGUCCUCGCAGGUAAGUCACACACAGGUAAAGUGAAAGAUGGGGCGUGUAAGAACCAAGACGGUGAAGAAGUCUUCUCGUCAAGUGAUUGAGAAGUACUACUCUCGCAUGACUCUUGACUUCCACACCAACAAGAAGAUCCUUGAAGAAGUCGCCAUCAUCCCUUCAAAGAGACUCCGCAACAAGAUUGCUGGAUUCUCCACCCACUUGAUGAAACGUAUCCAGAAGGGACCAGUCCGUGGUAUCUCACUCAAGCUUCAAGAGGAAGAGCGUGAACGCCGCAUGGACUUUGUUCCCGAUGAGUCUGCUAUCAAGACUGAUGAGAUUAAGGUUGACAAAGAGACUCUUGAGAUGCUUGCUUCUCUUGGUAUGUCUGACACUCCUGGCUUCUCUCAAGUCGAGCCACAAGCUAUCGCUGCUACUGCCCCUUUCGGCAGGCCACCAAGAAGAUACUAGGAUGUCUUUGUUAUCUUCAUCCAGCCAAUUUAGUCACAAGAUUGGCUCUCUUUAUUUCACAGUUAGGUACAAGAAAGAUUGCUUGUUUAUUUUCUCUUUUGAUUCAAGAUUUGUCUGAGACUCUUUUGUUUUUAAUGGUUUUUGAGUUUUGCCGAACCAAUAUUGAAGUUAGACACUUUUGAAUUUUGAUAGUAA
This is a messenger RNA of Camelina sativa (false flax), 715 nucleotides long. Its product is annotated as small ribosomal subunit protein eS17w. NCBI's taxonomy places the organism in Eukaryota, Viridiplantae, Streptophyta, Magnoliopsida, Brassicales, Brassicaceae. Gene Ontology annotation, biological process: translation. The record is from RefSeq and is a predicted model, not a curated record. Gene Ontology annotation, cellular component: ribosome. Gene Ontology annotation, molecular function: structural constituent of ribosome.